Molecule: messenger RNA, 1528 nt
Organism: Python bivittatus (Burmese python)
Lineage: Eukaryota; Metazoa; Chordata; Lepidosauria; Squamata; Pythonidae
Source: RefSeq, a predicted model, not a curated record
UCUUUUUUUUCCUCCAAGGGCCUGAAACUUAUUUGGGGGUACAUUCUCAAGAGCCAUCAAAUUUCCUGUCUCAGAAACCAGUGGUACAAGAAGAAGAAGAGGUCAUGAUAGCACAUACCCACAAAGAGACUGCUGAUCAUGAAUAUGCAUCCAGAGGAUGUAGAAACAAAUGCCAUUCACACUUGCAUGACACUCUAGGGCAGUCAGAUCAUCUCAGUCAUCAUCACCAUGAUUACCAUCAUAUUUUACAUCACCAUCAUCAUCAAAACCAUCACCCACAUAGCCAUAGCCAGCGGUAUUCCCGUGAAGAAUUGAAAGAUGCUGGUAUAGCUACUUUAGCCUGGAUGGUAAUAAUGGGAGAUGGUCUGCAUAACUUCAGUGAUGGUCUCGCAAUUGGGGCUGCUUUCACUGAAGGUUUAUCUAGUGGCUUAAGUACAUCUGUUGCAGUCUUUUGUCAUGAGUUGCCACAUGAAUUGGGAGAUUUUGCUGUACUUCUGAAAGCUGGUAUGACAGUCAAACAAGCUGUUCUUUAUAAUGCUCUCUCAGCUAUGCUAGCAUACCUUGGAAUGGCUACUGGGAUACUUAUUGGCCACUAUGCUGACAAUGUUUCCAUGUGGAUCUUUGCCCUCACUGCUGGUCUGUUCAUGUAUGUUGCUCUUGUUGAUAUGGUGCCUGAAAUGCUUCACAAUGACGCUAGUGAUCAUGGAUGCAGCCGCUGGGGAUAUUUCCUAUUACAAAACGCAGGAAUUCUAUUGGGCUUUGGUAUCAUGUUACUUAUCUCUGUGUUUGAACAUAAAAUUGUGUUCAGCAUAAACUUAUAGUAUUGCAUUCAGACGCAGAGCUGCACUUGAGGAGGAGUAAGAAUUUUUGCCAGUUUCUUGUGCCUCCUGAAAAAUUGCUGUAGAGGCUCAGUGAUCCUCCAGGGAGGUAUGAGAGAUGCAGAGGUGCAGGGUGAUGGAAAAAAUUGUGAAACCACCUCCCUUUCUUCAUCCAGGGAUAAAUCUCUGAAGGAUCACAAUUGCUUCCACAAACUGAACUUUCUUUGUUCAUUGAAGUAGUACACUGCUUUAAAUGCAUGUUUUAUUUUUCAUACUAUUGAUAUUGUCUGUACAGUUUAAUUGUAGGCACUUCCCCCCCAUUAGUCACAGAGAUUUUAAUAGUAAAAACUUGCACAAAUUGCAGUGGAUUACCAGUAGCGAAGUGAGAAAAUUGGCUUAUUAAAUAUUACCUUUUACCAAACAUAGUGAAAAUUAAAACUAUAAAUAGUUUGUAACUUGCAAUUUCUUUUAAAAAAGUAAUAUUGCAAAUAUAGUUAGAGCAUGCAUUGCCAGAGUUUGUCUUGUAUAUAUUAAAGUAGUACAAACAUGUCAACCGUUGCUUUUAAUAGGGCUGAUGUAGAAAAACCUAAAAUUACCACUUUUAUUCUUGUAAAAGUGGGAGAGAACAGUUAUGUUACUGCAAACAUGUAUUCCAAUGAAGAUAUCUAAUAUUUUGUUUGCAAUUAAAAUUAUAUGAUCCUUGGUCUGAC